UAAAAGCCCCACUGUUUCCCUUUGACAUCCAGAACCAGCCACUCCUCUCUCUGGCACUGCAGCCAUGAACACCUUCCCGCUCGCCGCACUGUGCCUCCUGGGAACCUGGGCUGCCCUGGCAGGGGGAGUCACUGUGCAGGAUGGAAAGUUCUCCUUUUCUCUGGAGUCAGUGAAGAAGCUCAAGGGCCUCCGGGAGCUCCGGGGGCCCAGCACUGACAGCGGAGUGCAGUUUGAUGGGCCUGUGGCUCCCGAACUCUGUAGCUCUACUGAGUUUCCUGCAGAACUCAAGCCUGUCUGCAAGGAGCCCAACGCCGAAGAGAUCCUGGGGAGGCUGGAGGUCAUCGCCGAGGACCCGAGCACAUGUGAGCUCUGUGCCUACGCUGCCUGUGCUGGAUGCUAGGACAGCAGGAGCUCGCUGUCCCUCCCCCGCAGAAUGCUCCCACUCCUGGCAUCUUUAUCGACCCUGCCCCCAAUGGAGGACCAAGGAGAGAGCAGCCUGGGGAGACCCAGCCCCUGACCCCAUCAGAGCUGCCAGCUGCUGGCUGCUUCUCCAACCUGCCUCUAAUAAACCAGAUUCCAGAGUA
Myotis daubentonii (Daubenton's bat) is the source of this 584-nucleotide messenger RNA. RefSeq names its product guanylate cyclase activator 2A (gene GUCA2A). The record is from RefSeq and is a predicted model, not a curated record. Gene Ontology annotation, cellular component: extracellular region. NCBI's taxonomy places the organism in Eukaryota, Metazoa, Chordata, Mammalia, Chiroptera, Vespertilionidae. Gene Ontology annotation, molecular function: guanylate cyclase activator activity.